Brassica napus (rape) is the source of this 2318-nucleotide messenger RNA. RefSeq lists its product as uncharacterized. Bases 399 to 938 code for a protein of 179 amino acids. NCBI's taxonomy places the organism in Eukaryota, Viridiplantae, Streptophyta, Magnoliopsida, Brassicales, Brassicaceae. Gene Ontology annotation, molecular function: zinc ion binding. The transcript has 3 exons. The record is from RefSeq and is a predicted model, not a curated record.
GUAAGGGCUGUUCGGACUCGUCCCGUUGACGACGUGGCAGCACGCGAGUGGCUGUCUCCAUCUGUGCAGUUCGCGUGUUCUUCUCCUCGAGGACUCCGAAAUCCUAAAUAAAAAAAAAAUUUCGAAAGCUCGAAGGCGAUUGCGAUGGCGAUGGCGAAGCCUUGAUCUCCAAAUCCAUCUCUUCAAAUCGAAAGGCAACCCUGCGUCUUCUCUCUUUCACUGGAGCUGUAGAUCGGUAUUAUCUUCGCUGGCGAGGUCGCAGAUUCCGGCGUCGUUUCAUCCCCCGAUCCUUCUCCAAAGCCCAAUCCACAUCGGUUCGCUUCCGUUCCAAAACGACGAGAAGCAAUCCUCCCCAAAACCAUUGAGAAUCGUCCCAAUCUUAACAAGGUUAAGUUAAAAUGGGACAUUACAGCUAUACGCAGCCAUCAGAAGAGGAGGAUUUAUUUGGAAACAAUGAGGACAGUGACUACAGCGAGACGGAUGAUCUCAUACGACGUGACCAAGCUGAGUUAAGCUUGGAACGUACUCAACCGGUUGACUACCCUCCGCAACCGGAGGUAGAGUUUGGUUUUCCGCAGGUUUGCUAUUGUGGUGCUACGCCACUGCUAGCAACGUCUAACAACAGGCAAGAUCAAGGCAGAAGAUUUUUCACUUGUGCGAACAAAGACGACGGCGAUUGCCAUGUCUACAAAUGGUGGGAUGAGGCGCUGAUGGAGGAGAUGAGAGCCAGAGAUAUCCACGUGCUUCAGCUAGGUGAAAAGGUAGAAAGCCUAACCCUUUUGAGUGACUAUGACACAGAGCAGAAGAUACGAAACCUAGAGAAGAUUGUGGGUGAUAUGGCUAAGGAGAAAUCUUCUUUUAGUUAUGGGUUUGAGUGCUUUGUAAUAGGCAUAGUUGUUCUUGUUGUUGUAAUAGGCUUGGUUGUUAUGUUUGGAUAAUUUAAACUUCUCUAACCGGCAUGGUUUGGGUUUUUACCGGAUGUUAAGGAUAUGGUUUUGUACUCUUUAAUAUAACGCAUAAGUUUGUUUAAUUGUCCUCAAAUAGAAUGGCUGAGAAUAACUAACAUGAUCGAGUUUCUUACUUGUAACAUAACUCAUUUGUAAAUUAAAAUGGGUGACAACUAGAAUGAAAGCUGACAACGAUAAUGGUUUAUUUGUGCUCGUGACCAAAUAGCACAAAGCUACCACAUGUUUAUUUCUUUUAUAACCAUAAGUCACAAGUUCAGAUUCUUUGUACCAAUAAGUGAGUUGAUAAGUCACAUGUUUAUUUUGCUUUCUACCAAUAAGUCACAAGAUGUAGUAAAGAGUUAAUAUCAAUAUUCAUUCACGGGAGGAUUCGUAGACACUUCUUCUUUAUCAUAUAAGUAUUGACACUUCUUCUCUCAUCUUCUCUCAUCUUCUCUGAAAUUCUAAACACUUUUUUAUCUUUUGUUAAAAUUUUCUAUGGCUUCUUCUUCACAUUAUCAUUACCACAAAGAUAAUGAUGAUGAAUUAGAUGACAUAUUUGAAGAUUUAUGUGAAGAAUAUAUUGAUUUCAAUCCACAACCAAAAGAGCGAAAAACACGAGUUUUUAUCGAGAGACACCGGGAGGAAGGCCAUCAGAAGCUCUGGAAUGAUUAUUUUAGCGAGACUCCAACAUACCCGCACAAUAUAUUCCGGCGACGGGUUCGAAUGAACAAGGCAUUAUUCUUGCGUAUUGUGCAUCGUCUGUCUACAGAAGUUGAGUACUUUCAACCCAGAGUAGAUGCAACCGGACGGUCGAGUCUAACUCCGCUGCAAAAAUGUACCGCAGCAAUACGUCAAUUGGCGUAUGGUGGUGGGUCUGACACAGUUGACGAAUAUGUCCGAAUUGGAGAAACAACAGCUCGAAGAAGUUUGCACAAUUUCGCCGCGGGAAUAAUCGACUUGUUUGACGAUGAAUACCUAAGACGUCCCACACCGGAGGAUCUGCAAAGACUACUAUAUAUUGGAGAACAACGUGGGUUUCCAGGGAUGAUUGGAAGCAUCGACUGUAUGCAUUGGGAGUGGAAGAAUUGCCCCACGGCUUGGAAAGGAAUGUAUUCACGAGGAACCGAUAAACCAACGAUUGUCUUGGAGGCGGUAGCUUCAUAUGACCUCUGGAUUUGGCACGCGUUUUUUGGAGCUCCAGGUACUAUGAACGAUCUUAAUAUUCUCGAUCGAUCACCCGUUUUUGAUGACAUUAUUAACGGAAUAGCGCCACAAGUUAACUUCCAUGUUAAUGGUAAUCCAUACAAUUUGGCAUAUUAUCUCACCGACGGUAUUUAUCCGAAAUGGGCUACUUUUAUUCAAUCUAUCCGA